Molecule: messenger RNA, 2223 nt
Organism: Acytostelium subglobosum LB1
Lineage: Eukaryota; Evosea; Eumycetozoa; Acytosteliales; Acytosteliaceae
Exons: 7
Coding region: 1-2223 (740 amino acids)
Biological process (GO): AMP metabolic process; IMP salvage
Cellular component (GO): cytosol
Molecular function (GO): AMP deaminase activity
Source: RefSeq, a predicted model, not a curated record
AUGUCAACACCAAUGAGAGGAUCACCAAAGGUGUCCUUCUAUUCACAUCAUCACGAUGAGUUUGAACAUGAUGAGCAUGAACAUGAUGAUGACCCUCAACAUCAAUUCACUUACAGGAACUACAUGGAAGAGGACAAGAGUAUCAAUUCAUUCACAUUCAACAUGGCCAAGCAAGAUCAACAACAUACAUUCCAACGUAUCAUAUUGACUAACGAGAAUGAGAAGGAUAUCGAAGAGUAUAGUGAUGUGUGCAUGGAGUUGUUAAAGAUGGUGAACUUGCGUAAUCGUUAUCUGUUCCAGCCAAAGGUUUGGCACGCUGAUACUGCACCAAGUGAGAAGCCUCCUUACAGUCCAUUCCAGUCGCCAAUUGACACACUAUCGGAACACACGUUCAAACCAGUGAAUGGAGUGUUCUACGUCUACAAGAACGAGGAGGAGAUGAAGGCUGAGAAGCCACUGUUCCACAUCCAAUCCACCCUGAACUCCUACUACAAGGACAUCAACAGGAUGAUGCAAUUCUGUGCCGAUGGUCCCGCCAAGUCCUUCACCUUUAAGCGUCUCCGUCUUCUCGAGUCCAAAUACAACAUGCACAUGCUUCUCAACGACAGUGCUGAGCUAUUGCAUCAAAAGAGCGCACCUCAUAGAGACUUCUACAAUGUCCGCAAGGUUGAUACUCACGUUCAUCACUCAUCGUCGAUGAACCAGAAGCACUUGCUCAAGUUUAUCAAGAGAAAGCUUAAGGAUGCCCCCAGCGAGACUGUCAUCUACCGUGACGGCAAGUACCUCUCCCUUUCCGAGGUGUUCAAGAGUUUGAACCUAAACGUCGACGAGCUAAGCGUAGACACUCUAGACGUCCAUGCCGACAACAACACGUUCCACAGGUUCGACAGGUUCAACUUGAAGUACAACCCAUGUGGACAAUCAAGACUGAGAGAGAUCUUCCUCAAGACGGACAAUCAUAUCAAGGGAAGAUACCUUGCCGAGUUGACAAAGGAGUUGUUUGAGGACCUCGAGAAGUCGAGAUACCAGAACGCCGAGUACAGACUGUCGAUCUAUGGACGCAAGAUGAGCGAGUGGGAGAACCUGGCCAGCUGGAUCAUCGACAACGAGCUCUUCUCACCCAAAGUGCGCUGGCUGAUCCAGAUCCCACGUCUCUAUGACAUCUAUAAGGAGACGGACAACCUGCUCAGCUUCCAGGUGUUCAUCUCCAACAUCUUCCAGCCUCUGUUCGAGGCCACCAAGAACCCCCAGGCGCAUCCCAAGCUGCACAUGUUCCUGCAGCAGGUGGUCGGCAUCGACUGUGUCGACGACGAGUCCAAGUUUGAGAAGAAGUUCACCGAGAAAUUCCAGGCACCAGGCGAGUGGACCAGCGAGCACAAUCCACCCUACACCUACUAUCUCUACUAUCUCUAUGCCAACCUUUACACUCUCAAUCAGUUUAGAGAGGAGCGUGGUCUAAACACUCUUGCAUUGAGACCUCACUCUGGAGAGGCUGGCGAGGCUGAUCACAUGGCUGCAGCAUUCUUCUUGUCACAUGGCAUUAACCAUGGCAUCAACUUGCGGAAGACUCCAGUACUUCAGUACUUGUUCUAUCUCACUCAGAUUGGUAUUGCAAUGUCACCUUUGAGUAACAACUCAUUGUUCCUGACGUACUACCGCAACCCAUUCCCAGUGUUCUUUGCCAGAGGACUGAACGUCAGUAUCUCAACGGACGAUCCUUUGCAGUUCCACUACACAAAGGAGCCGUUGAUGGAGGAGUACAGCAUUGCCACGCAGGUGUGGCACUUGAGCCCUUGCGACAUUUGUGAAAUUGCGCGCAACAGUGUCCUGCAAAGUGGCUUUGAGCACAAUGUCAAGUCACACUGGCUGGGUGCCGAGUACUUGGACCCUUCAAAGAACGACAUCAAGAAGACCAAUAUUCCAGACAUCAGAGUAUGCUUUAGGAAUGAGACACUCACUGAGGAGUUGCAUCUGAUCUACAAGGCAUUGAAUGUCUCGCCAAAGUUCAAUGAGUUGGACGUCUCCUUCUUGACGUCCAAGUUACCAGCGGAUAUCAUUCAAAAGAGCAGCAGCAGCGUGGGCCAUCAUCAACAUCAACAACAACAAUCUGGCAAUGAGUCCAAGCCGAUCCAGAUACAACAACGACCAAAGGCACCAGUCAUCCCCCCAGCGCUCUCGCUCAAUGUCUCAUCCACCAAUGAGCAAAACAUGUCAAAGAAAUAA